This is a messenger RNA of Helianthus annuus (common sunflower), 990 nucleotides long. RefSeq lists its product as uncharacterized. Bases 1 to 990 code for a protein of 329 amino acids. The transcript has a single exon. Lineage: Eukaryota; Viridiplantae; Streptophyta; Magnoliopsida; Asterales; Asteraceae. The record is from RefSeq and is a predicted model, not a curated record.
AUGCCACCACCACACACCCUCACCCUCUUCGGCACCCUCACCGAAGCCAAACGCAUCUUCAGCGCCCACUCCCGCCACUUCCUCGCCUUAUCCGUCCUCUUCCUCCUCCCUCUCUCUUUCUCUCUCAUCAUUUUCCCCACUCUCCAACUCUCUCUCACUCAAUCCUACGUCGUUUCUACUCAAUUCCUCACACUCCACCCUACACACCCACACCUCCCCCAACACUUCACUCUCCCCCUCAUCUACACACUCUUCAUCUACACCUUCUUCCUCUGUGCCACAGCCACAAUCACCUACAGCACCUUCCACGGCUUCUACGGUAGACCCGUCAAGUUCUUUCCCGCCAUUAAAUCGUUAAUCUCCUCCUUUUUCCCACUCGUAUGCACCACUUUUGCAGCUACACUUGUUCUGUUUACAAUCUCACUAACUUUGUUCUUGUUGUUUAUGGUGAUUGUUAUUGUAGGUGAAAACCUAGGGUUUGUAAUUGUAAUUGAUUACAAUUCGUAUUACUUUAUGGUGUUGUGUACUUUAAUUGGUGUAGUGUUGUGUUUGUUAAUGAUGUGUUUGUUAGUGAACUGGUCGCUGGCUUGUGUGGUGGUUGUGACGGAGUCAAAAUGGGGGUUUCAGCCGCUAUGGCGGAGCGCGUAUUUGGUUAAGGGAAUGCGGUCGGUUUCGGCGUCGUUGAUGGUGCUGUUUGGGGUUUUGGUUGGGUUUUGGGUGUGGAUGAACGCGAGUGAUGUGUUGUGGUUUGAUGCUGUGGAUGGAUGGAGGAGCUGGCCUUUUGUUUUGCAGUUGGUUGUCGGUACGAGUGUCUUGACUUUGUUUUUGCUUCAUAAUGUGUCGGCGAAUACCGUGUUGUAUAUGUACUGUAAGGCUUUACAUGGUGAACUGGCGAUUGAGAUUGCCGAGGAGUUUGCUCGCGAGUAUGUUAGUUUGCCGUUUGAUGAUGAGAAGGUGCCUCAUGUUGUUACAGUUUUUCCAGGUGAAUGA